AUGAAGACGGAGGAGCAAAAUCAAGGAGGCCCCAGAAGCAUGGAGGGAUCAGAGAGGGCCAGGAGAAGCCCUCAGGUCAGCCAGAGAGGCUGCAUCAGGGAGUUCUUGCAAAGGAUGCCCCCACAACAGAUCAAAGAGGAAGCCGGGGAAGGUCUCCUUCAGCGCUGGGAAGUCCAGUGGCAGGAGUUCCUGAAGACCAUGGAAUCCUCUCACGCAGGCUGGGGGGUCCCGCAGUUGCUGGAGGAACCUGCACCCUGGGACGACACCAAGGCCUUCCUGGCCUCCUUUGAGCAAGUGGCCGAAGCCUGCCAGUGGCCCAAGGAAGAGUGGGCAGCCCGUCUCCUGCCGGCCCUCAGUGGGGAAGCCAAGCAGGCGUAUAGCAGGCUGGACCCACAGGACAGAGAGGAUUAUGGGAAAGUGAAGGCGGCCAUCUUGCGCGGGGAUGCCAUGAGCAGAGAGAAGAGCCGCCAGCACUUCCGGCAUUUCUGCUACCAGGAGGCCGAGGGGCCGAGAGGGACGUACAGCCGGCUCCAGGAGCUCUGCUGUCGGUGGCUGAAGGUCGAUAGGCACUCCAAGGAGCAGAUCUUGGAGUUUUUGAUCCUGGAGCAAUUCCUGACCAUCCUGCCGCCAGAGGUCCAGGACUGGGUGAGGGAACGAGGGCCAGAGACCUGCUCCCAGGCGGUGGCCCUGGCCGAGGACUUCUUAUUGAGGCAGCGUGAGGCUGAGCAGCAGCAACUGCAGGUAACAUCGCCGUUUCAGGAGGUGGUUCUGAGCUUCGAGCCAGAACCAGUGUCGUCCGGCCAUGCCCACCGGCAACUGCAUGGGGAGGCAAAGGUGGAGCCCAAGAGUGGAGAUGCCUCCAUGCUGGGCAGUAAAGAAUGGAUGAGCCUUGAGGGAGAGGAAGGGUAUGCAGCAGAAGAGUUGGAGCGAUUGCAACCGCACAGGACAUCAGCAUGGAGAGGAGGGGAGGACGUCACCCAGUUCUGCCAGCUGGAAAACACACCCAGGACUCAGCAGGAAACCCACCCCAUGCAGGAAGUCGAUCCGUCUGGUCCGUUUGGAGGAUCUUUCCAGACUCUUGAGGAAGAUGCAUUCCAGCGAAGAGUCCACACUGAUGUUUGGCAAGCAAGUGAGAAUGGUGGGAGAAUCAGUAUCCAGGAAAUCUUGGACCAAGCGGAAUCACAAAGGGCAUCUCCAGGAGGAGCAAAAGAAAACUUUUCCCGGGGCCAGCAACCGGCUGAAUCCUCUGAGAUUCUUCAUAGGGCAAAGACGCCUCAAGAAAACCAGCUAAGGAACCUCACAGGUAAAUCUGUGUUUUGUGGGGUGCGCAAGGAAAUCCUUGAUGACACCUCGCUAAUGCCUAAACCCAAGACUUUCCCUGUGAGUGAAACAGCUUUAAAACAAAGCUCAGACGGGGAGACGCCAUACCAGUGUACUGAGUGUGGCAAAUGCUUCGGGCGCAGGAAACACCUGAUCGUGCACCGAAAGACCCACAUUGGGAACACCCUCUAUGACUGUUCGGCGUGCGAGAAGAGGUUUGCUUGGAUAUCGGAUCUCACCCGCCAUCAGAGAAUCCACACCGGGGAGAAGCCCUAUGCUUGCCUGCUGUGCAGCAGACAGUUCAGCUCCCACUCCAGCCUUAUUAAUCAUAGGAAAACCCAUGGAGGGGAAAGGCCCUUCCAAUGCCCAGACUGUGGAAAGCGGUUUGUCUGCAAAUCGCACCUCACGAGACAUCAACGAGUCCACCUUGGCAGGAAAUCGUACGCUUGUUCCGAAUGCGGCAAAAGCUUCUGUCAGCUCUCGCUUCUUAUCCUCCACAAAAGCACGCAUGCCAAAGAGAAACUCCUUUCGCAGCCCCUGGAGACACUGGACUUUCCGCCUGAAUCUCUGUGA
Molecule: messenger RNA, 1893 nt
Organism: Euleptes europaea (tarantolino)
Lineage: Eukaryota; Metazoa; Chordata; Lepidosauria; Squamata; Sphaerodactylidae
Product: zinc finger protein 397-like
Exons: 4
Coding region: 1-1893 (630 amino acids)
Biological process (GO): regulation of transcription by RNA polymerase II
Molecular function (GO): RNA polymerase II cis-regulatory region sequence-specific DNA binding; DNA-binding transcription factor activity, RNA polymerase II-specific
Source: RefSeq, a predicted model, not a curated record